Silurus meridionalis is the source of this 2787-nucleotide messenger RNA. RefSeq names its product A kinase (PRKA) anchor protein 1a (gene akap1a). NCBI's taxonomy places the organism in Eukaryota, Metazoa, Chordata, Actinopteri, Siluriformes, Siluridae. The coding region runs from base 247 to 2241 and encodes 664 amino acids. The transcript is spliced from 11 exons. The record is from RefSeq and is a predicted model, not a curated record. Gene Ontology annotation, molecular function: RNA binding.
GACUGUGAUAGUGGUGUGUGUGUGUAUAGAGUAGAGAAGCCUGUGAUAGUGGUGUGUGUGUAUAUAGAGUAGAGAAGCCUGUGAUAGUGGUGUGUGUGUGUAUAGAGUAGAGAAGCCUUAAUUAUAACCGUCGUUAUAAUUAGCGGCACGUGCGCCAGCAGCAGGGUAAGACGUGUCGGGUAGUUACUGUUCGCUGUCGCGGGUUUUAAGUUCUGACAGAUAAUCCUGGUGCCAGUGAUUUCGAGAAUGCUGCAGUCUCCUCUUAGGCCUCUUGUGUCUCUAUCAGCACUUGCUCUGCUCGGCUGGUGUUGGUACACCUUUAGGAAGAAGAGGAACCUAUGUGAGACAGCUGAGGAAGAAUUGUUUGUUUCCUCUGCUGCUAGAAAGCAAAGUAUGGUGGAGAAUACCUCUGUACAUGGCGCUGCUAUGAAUGGCAGUACACUGGCAGCACAGGAUGCGAAUAUUCAGACACAGCAUAAACCUGAUGCUGAUCAGAAUCUUGACCAUCACUGGUCUCAGCUUAGCAGUACCAUGGAUGACUUCUCAAUCCUGCCUGGCACCUCAGAAGUUGCUAUUCUCACCUCCACUCCUAUUAAACAACUUGUAAAAGGAAUUCGCCCAGAACCAGAAGGGGAGGUUUCCAGAGCUCAAGCGUCUCUGCUUCUGGCUGAGAAGCCAGAAACAGAGCCAGAAAAAGUGGACGAUGCAGAUGAAGGUUACUCGGAUUAUAAAGCGAUCGAGACAGAGUCUUUUGCAGAGCAGCCCACAGGAAUUGUGUGCCCCAACGAACACGGAGUCACAAACGUCUCUGAAAAGCGCAGCGAAAGAAGCCCAAGCUUAAGUGAAGCCGACGUCCCGGUCGUCGAGGUCAGCAACGGCGCUACAGAAGAGAUCACGGCGGUUGGCGGUGGCAUUUUAAAAAGAAAAGGUCAUGCAGAACGAAGGGUGACGCCACAAAGCCAAGAGCAGCCAAAGCUUCAAAAAGAAAUCGACAAGAGUAACAGUUCAGUGGACACUAAGAAAGAUCUUUGUGCACUUUCUAAGACAGUAGAGGAAAAUGUUCCUUUAGAACACAGUCUGAGUGACCCCCCUCCGACAUCGCCAGCAGGGGAGGAUUCGGGUUGUAGCACGUGCCAUUCAGAGGAUGGAGGAGAUGCAGAGAAAACUUUGAGUAAGUCUCCAGCUAUGGAGAAGACGUCAACUAGUGGUUCAGCAGCUUCCGAAAGUUGCCAUGACCUAGCCCGAAAAAAUGAAGAAAACCCGAGACAAAAGUCAGACACCUCUAGAGGUUCUAAUGGAGGACAGCGCGUGAACGGAGAGAGCAGGUUCACAAGUAAUCGAGGCUGUCAAGCUAAGAAUUCGCCUCACACUAUGUGGAAUAUCCAGGUGCCAGCGCAUCUCGUUGGGCGAAUAAUCGGAAAGAAAGGGAAGUACGUUUGCUCUCUCAAGCAAAGUUCUGGCGCGAAGAUCUACGUGUUUACUCUUCCUUACACGUACGAGUUUCAGAUCUGUCGUAUAGAGGGGUCUGAGGUGCAGGUGGAAAAAGCUCUGGCGCUAAUCAGGAAAAAGUUCAAAGAUUUGGAUCUGAGCAACCGGCUGAGCAGUUUACAACCUGCUGCAGUCCAUUCUUUACCCGUCACGUCCUGGCUGCUGCUACCUCAGGAUGGAUCUGUGGAGGUCAUCGUACCACGGGUGGAGGCAGCAAACUACCUGUUUGUUCAGCAGCACACACACCCCACCUAUUACAGCCUGCACACUCUCACAGAGCAGAUGUUCUUCUGCUACAGUCAUUCAGGAUGCCCCAGCCUGCCCACUCCGGUGGAAGCAGGAGUUUUAUGUGCGGCCCCGUCUCCUGAUGGCGCCUGGUGGAGAGCUCAGGUUAUUCAGCAUUAUAAAGACUCCAACACUGUACAGAUCAGAUACGUGGACUACGGAGGCUACGUGACUGUUAACCUCACUUCGGUCAAGCAGAUCAGAUCCGAUUUUGUUUCUCUGCCUUUCCAAGCAUCUGAAGUUUUGCUAGACAACAUCGUGCCUUUGCCAGGACAGGGGAAGUUUUCCGCUGAAGCCAAAGAAGCUCUUGAGGAAGUAGCACGAGGGAUUCCUUUAAUCAUGAAGGUAACUGGAAGCCAGAACGGACUGCCCUUAGUGCACUUGUGGCGACAUAACGAAGAAGAGAUGAUUUCGGUGAAUGGAGUGUUGGUGGAGCGUGGGCUUUGCUCGUGGUUGGACAGCCACUGAUCGUGAAGCCACAGCACUGGUCUACUUCACCUCUCCUCCCUUUAGUCUUCACUCUUCGCUCACCUGGGCUUUGGUGUGCACACAUGCAUUUUCAUCAGUGCUCUUUGUAUUGUGCAAGCAUUCAUGCACUUUACCUUUUUGUUACAUAUGAAAUGAAUGUGACCUUCCCCGAGGGAGGAAAAGAGAAAUAAAAUGUAAAAAAAAAAAAAAAAAGAGGGAAACAAUCUUAAGGUUUGAUUGUAGCACAUUAUGGUACAUGUAUUCAUAUUUCUGUAAAUGUAAAAUUUUAAUUUAUAAAGUUUUGUGGUGCUUUAUUUGUAUAACUGAGGUACAUCUGAAAGUAAAUAUACUAAUUAUAUCUAAUUACUUAUUGACACUGCAAACACCCCCUUUUUUUUUUUUUUUGUUGUUGUUUUGUUUUAAACUUGCACAUCUUUUCCCAUUUUUAUAUAUGGGAGAUCUUAAGUACGAUGUGAAUGUAAUAUGAACUUUUUGCCUUCACACUACUGAUUUAAAGCACAGAUUAAAGAAAGUUAUCUUGCUAAA